AUGCAUCAUUUCCGGGAGUUUCCACUAUUCUGUUCCCCACUCAAGAUCCUUCGCGACGUUUACCUCUACUUUCGCUCGCUUCCCAAUGGAUCUACAAAGUCCCGAACUCUUCGACAAGCCCUCAAGCUACUCGUGCUUGUUCAUAUCGGUGGCGACAUUUCCGUGCCAUCGCCAAACACGCAUCCUAUCCUGCAUCAAUUCGCCCAAGGAACAGCAGACAUCGCCGACGACUACACACUGACGCCCUGUUACAUUCGCUCUCAAUUCGGCAGCGUCAUGCCCGACCUAGCCUUCAACAUGAUGAAAGAAGUGCUCUCAUCUCUCGAGCAACUCCUCCUCAACCGCGACUGCGAAGACUGGCCCAUGACUCUCGCAGUCAUCAUCACCGUCCUUAUGACCAUCGAGUCAAUCCACUACCACGCUGCCAAACUCCCGUAUCACAGCAGUCUCGAUGGACCCAGACCGCUUACGCUCGACGAGGGCGCGGGCAUCAAUGAAGAAGGGGUUAAGACGCUUCUCGCUUUUUAUACAGCGUGUUUCGCGGGCUGCCAUGCGAGGCUUAGACCAGAUUGGGAAGGCGAGUCUAUGACAUCGCAGAGCGCUUCAUCGCCGGAUGAUGUUUUUGUGCAGAGUGUGCGGAAGAGCAUUGGGAGGGCGAGUGUGGAUGGAUAUUUGUCGCGGAAAGCUACGCAGGCGAGGCAGGGCGAUGACAUGGAGUUUUUCUUCGAUCGACUUGUUGCGAGGUUGCUCUUGUCGAAGCCUUGA
Messenger RNA from Parastagonospora nodorum SN15, 765 nucleotides. RefSeq lists its product as hypothetical. Bases 1 to 765 code for a protein of 254 amino acids. The record is from RefSeq and is a predicted model, not a curated record. The transcript has a single exon. Lineage: Eukaryota; Fungi; Ascomycota; Dothideomycetes; Pleosporales; Phaeosphaeriaceae.